Molecule: messenger RNA, 1085 nt
Organism: Strongylocentrotus purpuratus (purple sea urchin)
Lineage: Eukaryota; Metazoa; Echinodermata; Echinoidea; Camarodonta; Strongylocentrotidae
Product: borealin-like
Exons: 9
Coding region: 146-1045 (299 amino acids)
Biological process (GO): mitotic sister chromatid segregation
Cellular component (GO): chromosome passenger complex; chromosome, centromeric region; spindle midzone
Source: RefSeq, a predicted model, not a curated record
CUGUUGCGCUUUGCAAAAAGUAGAACUGUUUCGAAAUUACGGCGCGACGUAAACACACGAACUCGACACCGAAAGAAUCACAAAAGCACAUCUCGGCAGAAAACUAAUUGUGAUAUAAAUUAGUAAAUUUUAAUUGAGUCUCAAGAUGCCAAGGAGAAGGAAAACAAGGUUGGCUACUCGAGCCAAGCCAUUGCUUCCUGAAGCUACUGAUGAACUGGACAUGGAGAAAGAAACACGGGAGCAGAAACUAGAAACAUAUCUCAAAGACUUUGAUAUCCAAGUUGAGCAACGGAUACGUGAAAUGAAUACCUUAUGUACCAGUCUCUGCCGAAGCAUCAAGUCAAGUGCUAAUCUCUUCUUGAUGAAGAUGCCGAAGGAAACUAAAAACAUGAAAGCAAUGGAUUUCUUUGCUCAAGACAGUGUAACUCCAUCGGUGAAGGUCAUACAGCAAAUCUCUAAGACAGUAGAUGAGAUGAUCACCCUACCCAAGACAGUAACCGAUGCCAUAUCAGAAUCAGAAUCAGAAGAGACCGCUGCCUCCUCCACUGCUUCGUCCACUGCUGAAUCAGACACUGAGAACAGCGAGAUGGAUGCAAUGCCAAAGAAGUCAACACGCUCGACAAGAAAGGCUCCUGGAACACGAAAGAAGGCCACAGCAAGUACAGCGAAGAGGACAUCAGCAAGGAAAAGGACCAGGGCUGCCUUGCAGGAGACACCCAUUAACAGUAAUAAUACAGGAUCUGUGUUGCAGACCCCAGCCAAUGCUAUGUCUUUUUCAUCCAUCAACACUCCUUUCAUCACACCCAAGUUUGACCCCAGCUCCAAGAUGACCCCUGCUACAGUCCGUCGAGCCAAGAAGGGAGAGCUCUUAGUGUCCCUCUCUGGGAGCCCUGUCGAGGCCAGGAACUCUCCCAAGGAUCCCACUCAGUCAAUGGAGAAGCUCAAGGAAAAUAUCGAGACUUUGUUCACCCAGGAGGAUGUUGACAGACAAAACAUCCUGAUUCUUCAAGAAACUCUGAGCAAGCUCUUAAAGCAGUCCUCAUAAGCACCCUUCACAUGACAUAUGUAUUAAAGCAUUCAAAACU